Messenger RNA from Solanum pennellii, 1827 nucleotides. Its product is annotated as U-box domain-containing protein 21-like. Gene Ontology annotation, molecular function: ubiquitin protein ligase activity. The coding region runs from base 114 to 1466 and encodes 450 amino acids. The transcript has a single exon. The record is from RefSeq and is a predicted model, not a curated record. Gene Ontology annotation, biological process: protein ubiquitination. NCBI's taxonomy places the organism in Eukaryota, Viridiplantae, Streptophyta, Magnoliopsida, Solanales, Solanaceae.
CUUGAGUCCUAUCCCUAACAAAACCAAAAACCAAAAAAAAAAAAUCAAACUUCUUUUCAAGGCGUCCGUUAGCUGAUAUUUGUUUAGUCAUUCAGAUAGUGAUUUACGUAGAGAUGAUUGCAACAUGGAGAAAAAAGAGAACAGAGAAAAGAGUAACAAAGAGAGGAUUUAUGAAGAAAACAAACAUGGACUUAGUGAUACCAAGCCAAUUUACAUGUCCAAUUUCAUUAGAUUUAAUGAAAGAUCCAGUGACUUUAUCAACAGGGAUUACGUAUGAUCGAGAAAACAUCGAAAAAUGGAUAAAUGAAGGUGGGAAUCAAACAUGUCCUAUCACAAAUCAAGAACUGAAGUCAUAUGGGAAUGGCAUUGUUGAUCCUGUUUUAAUUCCAAAUCACAAUAUUCGAAAAAUGAUUCAACAAUGGUGUGUCGAAAAUAAGGAACAUGGGAUUGAUAGGAUUCCAACUCCAAGAAUCCCAAUUUCAUCAUCUGAUGUCUCUGAAUUACUCGCGAAAAUAAAAAACUCGAGCAAGUUAGAGAUGGAGAACUCAAGUUUAUGUGAAGAAUUAGUCACUAGUGUGAAGAAUUUAGCUAGUGAAAGUGAUCGAAACAAAUGUUGUUUCGUCACUAAUGGCAUAGGAAAGGUGUUAUCAUCAGCAUUUCUUGAACUAUCAAAGGGAAAAAACGCGAAAAAUGCUUCAACAGAGGAAGUGAUCUUGUCAACUUUAACACUUUUUUUGCCUUUGGAUGUUAAGUCCAAGACAAUUCUUGGGUCGGUAUCAUCGUUACGUAGCAUAGCAUGGUUCUUGAAGAAUGGGAGUUUAUCAAGUAGGAGGAAUGCAGUUGUUGUCCUUAGAGAAAUUAUGAAAUUGGAAGAACAAGAAAAGGUUGAAAUCUUGUUGAAUAUUGAAGGUGCAUUAGAAGGGCUUGUGAAGUUGGUAAAAGAGCCAAUUUGUCCUAAUACUACAAAAGCUUCUUUAUUAACAAUUUAUUAUAUGGUUAAUAAUUCAUCAUCACAAUCAUCAAGAUCAAGAUUUGUUGAUGUGGGGUUAGUUGAAAUGUUGAUAGAAAUACUUGUGGAUUGUGACAAAAGCAUAUGUGAAAAGGCAUUAGGUGUUUUGGAUGGUAUUUUGAGCUAUGAAGAAGGGGUGAAAAGGGCUUUUAGUUAUGCACUUAGUGUGCCUGUUUUGGUGAAGAAAUUGUUGAGAGUUUCAGAUUUGGCUACUGAAUUUUCAGUUUCAAUUUUAUGGAAGAUAAUAUGCAAGAAUGAAAAUAAUGGAGAUUGUGAUAUUCUUGUUGAAGCACUUCAAGUUGGUGCAUUUCAAAAGCUUUUGGUGAUACUACAAGUUGGUUGUAGUGAAACAACAAAAGAGAAAGCUAAUGAGUUGUUGAAGUUGUUGAAUGUGCAUAGGGAUAGAGCAGAGUGUGUUGAUUCUUUGGACUUCAAGAGUCUCAAAAGGACAUUUUGAAACGAUGUCUUUGAGUUCAGUAUCUAGUAUAAUUUUUCGAUGGAUGGGAUUAACAUAAACCCCUUUCCGCCCCUCGCUUGUUAUGACCAGUACUAUACAUGAUUCAUUUUUCAUUAUAUACAAGUAAAUCCAAGAAUAAGGAAAAAUAUAUAGUUCAUAGUACACUUUUUUACAAUCAUUCUAUAUACAUACAUAUGUUGAUCAUAGAUUAAGAUGCAAUAUCAAUUCAUGUAUUAAAUAUAUGUAUGGAGGGGUCUUCACCUCCAAGUGUAGUGUAUGAUUGCCAUAGAAUUGAUGUGAUGGUUUGUACUUUUGUAACUAUUAUGAGUAUAAAGGAAUAAGUCUUAUAUUUAGGGUAGAA